Messenger RNA from Rhizoctonia solani, 2145 nucleotides. RefSeq names its product SNF2 family amino-terminal protein. The coding region runs from base 1 to 2145 and encodes 714 amino acids. The transcript is spliced from 10 exons. The record is from RefSeq and is a predicted model, not a curated record. Lineage: Eukaryota; Fungi; Basidiomycota; Agaricomycetes; Cantharellales; Ceratobasidiaceae.
AUGCCUUUGACUCCCGUUGCCCACUCCGUUCUCUACCUGUUCGAAGCUGCUGCUAUGAACGAGUCACACCCGUUAACCUGCCCUCCCUGGACAAGCAACGUGUGGAGGGAGCUUUUUGGGCUGUUUCCUCUAAAGGGUAGUGAGGACUAUUACGAUGCUGAGAUUGAUGUAGUUGGCGACAGUGACCCACAGUUGGAUUCAAGCAAGGAACUGGGCCUCACCAUGCCCGAGUCUUCAAUAGCCUCGAUCACCGAAAAUCGCCGGAAGGCACUUGGGCUCCAUGCGGAUUAUGUGAGGAAGAUACCAAUCCGCAAGACAAUCAAGUCCACUACUCGAGGCGAGAAAGGUGGCCCGGACCCUUAUGGGUAUGCUGCGUAUCGCAACCUGGUAUUGGCUGCAAUCAACAGGAAGGGCGGCGUCAUGAAUCAAGUGGAGGAGACUUUGGGAAAGAUUGGGGCUACUCCUGCCGAUCUCUGGAAGGAUGACAGAAGCUUAAACAGGGAACGUCCAGCUACCAAGCGUGUUCUUGAGCAUCAGGUGCCUAUAGCUGACACCCAUGCAAGGCUGGAAGAACGAGAUGUGCAAGCAGCUUUGGCUCGAGCCCUAUUUGGCGAUGCAGGGGUCAGCAGUCGUGGGACUGUUGUCCCAGAGCUGAUCCCUACAAUUCGUUGCUUUGCACAGCGCAAGUAUGAGAACCUUGCGCGGAGCUUAAAGCGUCACAGUAAACUGAAGGCUCAGAUCCCCAAGGCAUUGCGUGACGCAACAAGGGCUUUGACUGAUUGGCGGAAGAUAGCAAUAGGGACAAAGGAGGUUGAUGAGCUUCACUUCCUGUCCAGGGAACGUACGCUGAAGCAGUUAUGGUCAAGUCUUGGGUUUGGAAGUCUUGAGGAUGAUCUGACAAGUCAACUCAAGAUGGUCCGCGAAGAAGAAAUGCAGGCUGCCUAUGCUUACUAUGUUGAGGAGUACUGCUAUGGAGUUGGCUGUCUUGACGAGUCCGAGCUUCCUAUCCCUACAGUUGGUGUCUCUGGUCUCCACAGUUUGGUGGAUGGGUGCGAGGAUAUUGGGGUAUCGCAUCUCAAGUCCUUGUCCACGGAGGCUUUGUGGGCCCAGCUAGGACUGCCAGGUGUGGAUCAGUUCCGUUUGCAGAGCCUGGCACUGGUGAAAGCGCCAAAGACAUGGCUCCACUGGCCAAAACUCGUGCGUGCCGUUUUGGCAUCAAGUGGUAGGCACUCUCAGAAUCUUGGAAGGCGCUUUCACACAGAGAGUGGCGAUUGCGCCCAACCAACUUUACUGUGCGACAAUGUUGGACUUGGAAAGACGGUGCAAAUCAUUGGGGUCAUUAGCAUGAUCCAACAUUACUAUAAGCAACGGAACUGCCAGCCAAAGAGCGUCUUGCAACACCCAUGUUUAUCCAAGAGCAAAGCUCGCCAUACUUUGCAGGCCAAAAGACCAUACCAAAUUUGCCAUCAAUUGUCAUUACUCCGCGGACACUUGGCAAUCAAUGGAUGGAGCAAUGGAAGAAGUUUACCCAGCUUGGUAGUUUUGUUCCUGUCCGGUCCAUACCGCGUGCAGCUGGACGAGACUUGGAGCAUGCAGGGCGAGUGGUUAUCAUUGCAGACCUAUCGGCUAUUGCAAAGGAAGCAAAACGGUGCUUACAGCUCCCUCCUGCAUUCAAGGGUAAAGAUGCAAGGGAGUACAAAGCUAAGGCGAGACACCUGUUUUCAAGGCAGGGAUCAGCAAUGCAGGCUCACUCUUUGGAAUGCGCUUUCGGGUGGCAGCUGUGGACGAGAUACACAAUCUCUGAAACAGCAGUCACACUCAACAAGGGGUUCAGCUCAUUAUCAGUCCUCGUCCUUGGUGAUUGGAGCAACCGCCACACCAUUGUUUACGUCGCUCAAAUGCCUGCUUGCUCUUGGACGAAACCUGCGCUACCAGCCAUUGCUUGGUGAGCAAGGAGUUCAGGUCUGGAACGAGAUGCAGGAAAUGCUGUCAACUGGUAAUGAAAGUUGGAGGCUUACAAGCACAGCGGUGAUUCAAGCCACAGUAGAAAGGGAGCUUCAAGCGGCACUUUUACUUGGCAAAAUUCCCUUGUACACCCCCGCGCUGCUAAGAUCAAGGAAGAACUGGAAAGCAAGUACCAGCUGA